AUGCAUAUACACAAUAUACAUGUGAAAUCAAAUAAACCCCAAAGAUUGUAUAAUACAGGGUCAAGUUAUUCAGGACCCUGUCGGAGUACAAUACUUAUAAUUAUAGCAACAUUAAUAGUUAUUAUCUAUAUAAUUUUAAAGAAACCGGAUGAUUCUUUAGAAGAUCCCUCAGACCAGUAUGUUAUUAGGAGUAUUCCCAAACUUUAUACCAAGUUGGAAGGUAUUGACGCCGAAGAAAGGGACGUGUUUCAGGGAUUUCGUACUUCGUUCUUGCCUCCUGAAGAGAUAGUACUUGCUCGAAGGGACACGGGCAGUAAGAAGGAAUUUUACGAAGGGAAUGUGACUAGUGAUAUCUUUAUAUGGGGAUCGACCGAUAAGCAGAAUUUAUCUCCAACCAGACUAAAACGUACAAGUCGCUUUACGUUUUCCUCCCAGGACUACCCUGACGAAAACCCAUCGCAACCUAGAAGAAAAUUCGAAAGCGAUGAAGUAGAUGAUGCCCAAGAUAACCAGAGUGAGGUAGAAGAGGAAUAUGAAUCGUCAGAUACUAGUGAACAGUAUGAAGACGCUGAAAAUUUAGAACGUGUAGUAAGACCAGAACUACACGUGGACCGAGGCCCUUUAGACGAUGUGGUAGAACAAAUCAGAGGUCAACCAGAGUUGGAAGAAGGAGAAUUAGGAUCGUCAGCUUACCAGUAUAAGCCGGGGAAAAAUUAUGCAGGGAUCCAUGCAUUUUGGAAAGGUCAAGGUGAUAAAGAAACAAUUAGAAAUACACAAGCUGACAUCAUGAGGAAAUAUAUGGACGCAGAAGCUGACCCUUGUCAUGAUUUCUAUCAAUAUGCUUGCGGCAACUGGGCGUCACUAAAUCCAAUACCAGCUGAUAAGGCGGGGUAUGAUACAUUUGAAAUGCUGAGAGAAAAUUUAGACACAGUAUUAAAAGAUCUUUUAGAGUUCAAAAAUAAUGAAAAUGUCGAUAGCAAGUAUCCCGGAAAACAUUUGGAUCUGCAAAAUCUGCAGGAAAAUUUCCUAAAAAGCUUACUACCUAAUAAAACGCACAGUAAGAUUAAAUCUAUAUUCCAUUUCCCCAAAGUUUCUUAUGGCGUCGACGAUAUUCCAGAUAUAUUAGGUGACAAUGAGUUCGAUGUUACUACUCCAAGUACCGUUUCCGUCCCUACUUUGGAUUAUAGCAAUCACGAAACAUAUUCAGAUCCAGAUGGCUUACGUUACUCUUUAGAGUUUGAAACUACGAAAUAUUAUGUAGGUUUAGAUAAUUCGCCACCAACAAACACAAAAGCAGUCGCUAACAAAAAGAAAAAAUGGGAAAAGUCUAAGGAAACUAUAAAACACAAUAUCUUAAAUUACAUUCAUCUCAAUGCUUCUACAAAUAAACCAAAUAAAUCAGAGAUUGUGUAUCGAAUCAGGAGGAAGCUAUUAAUGUACACAAAUGUAUACAAGAGAAAUAUUAUUACACUAAGUAGAAAAAGACAUACAAGAAACGCAAGAGAAUCAACUAAACUCAAACCGGUCAUACAGCACCAAUCGUCAGAAUCAAGACCCGUUACAGAGCCCACAACAGAAAACAGCACGACCAGAGAGACACCUACUACAGGCCAAGUAAAUAAAGAUCCCGCAAAAGGCGAUGCUGCGCUAAAAGCAAGAUUCUUAUUUAAAUCCUGUAUGAACUACGAAAUCCUGGAAAAACGCGGUCAUCAACCGCUGCUUGACCUCCUUAAUUUGCUCGGUGGUUGGCCUAUAUUGGAUCCUCAGUGGAAAGAUGAAGGAUUCAAUUGGAUUGAGCUCAUGGCGAAGUUACGACUAUACAACAACGACAUUCUGAUAUCAGAAUGGGUAGGACCAGAUAUAAAAAACUCUGAUGAGUUUGUGAUACAAUUCGAUCAAACAAGUUUAGGUUUACCUACAAGAGACUAUUUUCUUCAAAACGCGAAUAAAGUUUAUCUAGAGGCUUACAAAAACUAUCUUAUAAAAAUUGCGGUGCUACUUGGUGGCGAUCCACGCUACGUGAAAUGUAGUGCAAAUCAACUGCUUGAUUUCGAGACUAAACUUGCACGAAUCACAUCGGCGCCAGAAGACAGGCGCAACGUGUCGGAGUUAUAUCAACGUAUGCCACUAUGUAAAUUGGAAGAAUUGGUUCCAGAAGUUAAAUGGAAACGGUACCUUAGCAUCAUCAUGAAUAGGGACGUGAAAUCUAAUGAAACAGUUGUACUUUUUGCUCUUUCUUACGUUAGGCAUUUAGUACAAUUAAUUUCGGAGACACAACCAUCUGUUUUGGCUAAUUAUUUGCUCUGGAGAUUCGUUAGACACAGAGUUAAUAACCUAGAUGACCGUUUUCAAUCGGCGAAACAACAAUUUUACUUCAUCCUUUUUGGGCGUGAACAAUCACCACCUAGAUGGAAAAACUGCAUAUCACAAGUGAAUUCCAACAUGGGAAUGGCUUUAGGUUCAAUGUUCGUAAAAAAGUAUUUUGAUGAGACUAGUAAAAAUGAUACCCUCACCAUGACUUGGGAAAUACAAGAAUCAUUCAAGGAAUUGCUUCACCUAACUAAUUGGAUUGAUUCCAAAACUAAGAAAUUAGCAGCUCAUAAAGUAGAAGCCAUGAUGCUUCGAAUAGGAUAUCCAGACUUCAUACUCGAUAAAAAAGAACUGGAUGAUAGAUAUAAGGAAGUGAGUAUACACCCAGACAUGUAUUUUGAGAAUAUUUUAAACAUCCUUCAACAUUUGACAAAGAUGGAACAAUCGCGUCUUGGUCAACCAGUGAACAAAACCCUCUGGAAUACGGCUCCAGCAGUAGUGAACGCAUACUACAGCCGCAACAAGAACCAAAUCAUGUUCCCCGCUGGUAUCUUGCAGCCUCCAUUCUAUCAUCGACAUUUCCCACGUUCCUUGAACUACGGCGGCAUUGGUGUCGUUAUUGGUCACGAAAUUACACACGGUUUUGACGACAAAGGUCGUCUAUUCGACUGCAAUGGGAAUCUGCACCGAUGGUGGUCGGACUCGGCAAUCGACUCUUUCCAUCGGCGUGCGCAAUGCCUCAUCGACCAGUACGGCCGUUAUAUUGUUCCUGAAGUCAAUAUGAAGCUUGACGGGGUUAAUACACAGGGUGAAAACAUAGCUGAUAACGGUGGUGUAAAGCAGGCAUUUCGCGCCUACCGUCAGUGGCUGCAGCGUCACGGAACAGACGGAGAAACUCUUCCAGGCCUCAAUCACACUCAUACGCAAUUAUUCUUCCUUAACUUUGCUCAGGUGUGGUGUGGGGCGAUGCGCCCAGAAGCAAUGCGCAACAAAUUGAAAACUGCAGUACACUCCCCUGGCAGAUUUCGUGUGAUUGGCACGUUGUCCAACUCUCAUGACUUUGCCAGAGAGUUCCAAUGUCCACCAGGCACGCCCAUGAACCCCAAACAAAAGUGUACUGUGUGGUGACCUGACUCGAUAGGUAUACUGCACCUUGAAUUUUACGCUUAAAAAACAUCUUAUACUUUAUGCACGCUAUACUAUCUCAGAUUUUAUCUUCACGUUUAUUAUGGACGUUAUUUAAUAUCAAUCUAGGUAAGCUGUAAUUAGUUUAGCACAAUAAAUAAGUAUUCUUUAAUUCAAACAAUAGUUAUAGUUAUUUAUGUGUAUAAAUAUGUCUCUAACAUGCCCGUGAACCACCUGACUGACUCACCUGGGUGAACCAUGGACAAUUAAAUUUCCCGUACCUCCCUAUGCCCUACUAAUGUGAUUUUUUUUUUCUCGUGAUUAUUUAUAUCCAUGUGUUAAUUUUUCCCUGUUAAAAUGAGUAACAAAAUGUUUUCGACUAUAACCUCAAUUAUCUGGUUUGAGAAAUAUGACUAGGGUAACAGAGUAACAAAUUUAACCUCGAGGGAGCGCCAAUAGGACCAAUUUCAAAGUAGUUUCUUAAAUC
Molecule: messenger RNA, 3922 nt
Organism: Hyposmocoma kahamanoa
Lineage: Eukaryota; Metazoa; Arthropoda; Insecta; Lepidoptera; Cosmopterigidae
Gene: Nep4
Product: neprilysin-4-like
Exons: 14
Coding region: 1-3438 (1145 amino acids)
Biological process (GO): protein processing
Cellular component (GO): plasma membrane
Molecular function (GO): metalloendopeptidase activity
Source: RefSeq, a predicted model, not a curated record